This is a messenger RNA of Puccinia graminis f. sp. tritici CRL 75-36-700-3, 1152 nucleotides long. RefSeq lists its product as uncharacterized. Bases 1 to 1152 code for a protein of 383 amino acids. Lineage: Eukaryota; Fungi; Basidiomycota; Pucciniomycetes; Pucciniales; Pucciniaceae. The transcript has 10 exons. The record is from RefSeq and is a predicted model, not a curated record.
AUGCGGGAAUUAGCAAACCUACUCGGCUUGGCACCCGAGGCUCAACAGGCGCCUCUUGCGUCAACCUCAGCUCAUCAACUUCCCCCAACCAUUCUCAUCAGCCAGCCCCAGAGCUCUCCUGGCCCUCAACCAUUUCAGGUAGCUCAACAAUAUUACCAUUACAACUCGACGCAGAGCGCACCGCUACCUGUUGCGGGGCCCUCAAAUAGCUUAUCGCAGCCUGCCCAGUGGCAGUCUACACUUACUCCAAUGCUGCAACAUUUCACAGCAUCAAACGAAACAUUUGUGCAGCCGGGACAGCAAGAUAAUUGCAAUCCGACGGAGAGCGCGUCCGCGGCUGCGGGGCCGUCAAAUAACUUUAUCAGACCGGAGCCUGUGCAGUGGGAAUCCACACUCAUCCCCAUUCUUGCACACUUUUCGGAGCAUGAAACACAGGGGAGAUCAGGACAGAGACGUCUCAAUACAACAUGGAAUGAGAGUGCAUUCCCAACAGCGGGACCUUCCUCUCUGUCACCGGCAAAUAACCAACUGGCCCCAGGGUUCACUCCAGCGCGUGAAACCGAUGAAAUGAACAUUGAAACAACGCGCCAAGGAUCCCAGAGCCAUCAAAAAAACCCUGCAUUAACGCAGGAAGAAACUCGAGUGGAGACCAUGAUGAGAUGUCCCUUCGGUGAUUGUACUUAUACAGUCACACUGAAGAGAUUCUCGAACCUGAAGGCUCAUAUGAUGGCUCAUCAGGACCCGAAACCCAUUGAAUGCCAAGUAUGCCAGCUCCGACAUGCGUACUACCGGCCCAACGAGCUUAAAGAGCAUGUGGAGAGCCUGACCGAUCCAAAGUCGGGUCAACCACUCCGACUCCGGUUCGACAAGAAGUUGCACAUGCGACAAAAGUCAGAUGAGGAGCUCUCGCACGAGCUGCGCACCUUCGGCUUCAUGUGUGCACUUUGCGAAAGUAUGCACACCUCAGCAGCCGAGGUAGAAGCCCACUUGGGCUUCCACCACGGACGCAGCCAGCAAACGGAAGUUCUUAUUCAUCAAAGAACCCCGGAUGAAAUGGAGAGGGCUGUGAAUAAGUUUGAGCAUCUCUUGGGGUUGACGACAUGGCUUGUCGAGGAGUGCAAACGCUUGAAAAAGCAAGAUGGGAAUCGAUAA